Closterium sp. Naga37s-1 is the source of this 1200-nucleotide messenger RNA. The record is from the annotation of a GenBank genome assembly. Lineage: Eukaryota; Viridiplantae; Streptophyta; Zygnematophyceae; Desmidiales; Closteriaceae.
AUGACCGUCGGGAAGCGCUUCGGCUAUUCGUCGAUUCGCGGCGCAGCGAGCGCCACGCCGAAGGCGCUUCUCGACGCCGCGAUGCGCAUCGAUUGGAACGCGCGCAUCGCCGCAAUGAGCGGCGAGAAAUGCGGCGGCGAGAUUCGACGCGACGCCGCUGCUGACGCGGCCGCAGCUCCAGCUACCGGUUCUGAAGAUGCGGCAGCGGCUGAAGUGGAAUGUCGUACUGAUAAGAAUAACUUAUUAUCUCCAACGGAGGCGACGGAAGGAGAGGUGGCGUUUGCGAUACUAGAGGAGGGAUUUUCUCUCACGAGAGCAUUCAAUCUCGCGGAUUACGUGCCGUGGCUGAGCCACUGGGACCCGCUGCGCAUGUACGCGCGCGCGUUGUGCCUCGCGCCGCAGCUGUUCGGGCUCAUGGGCGCGUGCAUCGCGGAGCGACGCCAACUCCUGCUGCAAAAGAAAUGUUCCUCAAACGAAGAAAACGUGAUUUUGGUGGAAGAAACCACUCUUGCUGAUACUUUAUUAGAGAUUGAAGGGGAUGGAGAGGAUGAGAUGAACCAAGACGAGAUGCUGAUGCUGGCGAUUGAUAUGAUGAUGGCCGGGACUGAUACCACCGCCAAGACCGUGGAGUGGGCGCUUGCUGAGCUGGCGCAGCAUCCGGACCUGCUGGAAAGGCUCCGCACUGAGGUGGAUGAAGCUUAUGCCACGUCAGCAAGGGCAUCCGCGGAAACUGGGGUGGCUGCAGUAGGAGGUUCGGAUCCUCCGGUCUCCCUUCCAGUAGCGGAAAUGCCCGUAACUAUAGGUGGUUACCACAUCCCACCCAACACCAUGAUUCAGAUCAAUGGCUGGGCUCUCUCCCAUGAUCCAACGGUUUGGAUCAACCCGCACGAAUUUGAUCCCUCCCGGUUCCUUGGCCCUGCUGCCCCUGACGUGACCGGACAAAAUUUCAGCCUGCUGCCCUUCGGUUUGGGCAGGCGCGGGUGCCUUGGCACAAACCUGGGGCUGGAUCUGUCUGCCCGCCUGCUGGCAAAUUUCGUUCGGCGGUUUGAUUUCAAGCUGCCCGAAGAUGUGCGGGCAGCUGGAGGAGUGGACAUGACAGAAAAUUUUGGGCUGACCAUGGCUCUGGCUAAACUGCUGAGGAUUGUGGUGAGGGAGAGGAAGGCAGUGGCAGGGGCAGUGGUUUCUACUUCAGGAGCAUGA